CACGUCGUUCUAGUCGUUACCGAAGUAUGUCUGCGAAUUCAAUUCAAGCUGCUCUCUCUGCCAUCUCCGGCGCUCGACGGUCCGUUUUUCUUCACCUCUAUCAGCCUAUCGUCUACUCUUCUCCACCAMUUCUCUUCGUUUAAUAUCGAAGUAAAUUUCCAAUUUAUCGAAAUCGCAGUUCAUUCUGCGUUGGAGUUAAAAAGCCCUAACUUUAUCUGUGAUUCUUCUCGUCAGUUAGGGUUAGGGUUUUCUUUUUUGGUCCGGUGGGGCUCCAUUUCUGUUUUUGACUAUGGACGAGGACGUUUGCCGUUGGGUUAUCGAAUUUAUCCUUCGGAGUUCAAUGGACGACGAAUUGCUGAAGAGAGUUCUUGCGGUUAUUCCCAUCCCGGACAAGGAUUUUCGCCUGAAGAAAACGGUGCUUUUACGGGCCAUUGAGAGCCAAACUUUGCAAGCUGAGAUCACGGAGAAGUUUCUCGAAAUUUUCGAGAUGAUCGAGCAAUUGGAUAAAACUGAGGGCCUUGCAAUGAUGGAAUCGAUGAAAGCUGCAUAUUGCGCGGUGGCAGUGGAGUGCACGGUGAAGUACCUGGUGGGGGGAGGCGUCCAAAGAUACUCCGACGCAGUGAGGAGGAUCUGGAGAGGGAAAGUGACGGAAUUGGAGAGGUCGGGAAAGAGUGAGUUGGUUUCACGUGAAUUGAAAGCAUGGAAGGACGAGGUAGAAGAUGCUCUCUGUGACAAGAAUGUUCGGAAGAGGCUGGCGAAUAUGAAUACUAGGAAUGAAGCUUUGAAAUUGGUCACAGCGUAUUUGGGUGAGGCUUGGGCGGUUCUCGGCCCGCCAUUUCUUCAAUUGUCUGCUUCAUUGAUGGAUAAAAGUAUGACAAAUGAAAUGCAGUUCCUUCAGUUGGAUCAGGAAUUAGGGGCAGCCGAUGAAACUGCCAUUGUGAGAAAGGAUGUAGGUGGCAGUAGUGAGAUUGAGUUGCCCCCCCAAACGGUAAACUCUGAGAGACUGGAGCGACAGGAAACCGUGCAAGUCCUUAGUGAAGCUGCAACGGAGAGAACUAAUUUGCUGAAUAUCAAUCAGGAUUUGGGUAUCAACGAUGGUUCUGAACAAUCCUUUGUUGCAGUGGACACUGAAGAAGUCCAAGAGUUGGCUACAGAAGCAGCGGAAAUUCAGGAAUCAGCAGUGAGGGACGGAGCAGUUCCGCACCACGCGAAUCUAAGCCGAGGCGAAAAUGCGAAGACUUCUGUCUUGCCUAGAUGCAAAUCCCUUGCAUCCCAUAGACGUGUUAGAGGAGGGGCUAAAAUUAGUAACCUCGACGACUUGGAGAAUGACACUUCACUGGGAAAAUAUAGUUGCCUAGAUACCCCUGAAGUUAACCGGGUGCGAGAAGCGCUUAAAAGCAGCUGUUUAGAGUUGCAAGCAGUGGUGAAGGAUCCACUUCCUGAUGCAUUACGCAAAGCAGAAGCUGUAGCAUGUGAUCUUGCUGGAAAGAAUAGAAAUCACGAGCAUUCUUUGGAGGAGCGAAACGAUGCUGCUGCCACCAAUCCAGCCACUAACAAAGAUGAUGAGCCUCUUCAAUCUGGGAAUGCAGAUGUUGAAAAUCCACGUCACAACCGUCAGAUAAUUGUUACUCGUCCUACUAGCAUAAUGGAACGCAACAGUACUGCUCGUACGUAUGAGUGGGAUGAUUCGAUUGACGGUGCACCUGAGGGCAAGCGCAGUAGCCGACUUCAUCUUCCUAGUCCCAAGAGAAAGGCCAUUUCUCCCUUGAAGAAGUACGAAGAAAUCAAAUUUAUCCGAAGAAGGAAGAGUAAGAGGUGGAGCUUGCUUGAAGAAGACACCUUAAGAGCUGCCGUGGACAGGUUUGGAAAAGGAAAUUGGAAGCUCAUCUUAAGCACCUAUCGUGAUAUAUUUGAAGAGAGAACAGAGGUUGAUCUGAAGGAUAAGUGGAGAAACAUGACCAGAUACUAGUGUCUUUGUACAGCCCCAUCAAAACUCUUGUUUUGAAAGCCAGAGGGAUAGAAAAACAUUCAAAUAUAGGCUCUUUGUAAAGCUUUUGAUAGUUUUCCAUUAGCUGAAAUCCCCCUGUGGGUUUUGGUUGUAAUUUAAAAAAGAAAUCAAUGAAGUGAAAAAUUUAGAGGUUGAGUGUCAUGUAUUUGGUAUUAUUGUGUCUAUACCAAUUUAAGCAUAGCGGUUAAGAUACCCAUGUACGACCAGGUGGUCAUGAGUUCGAAUCCCCCACCUUCACAUGUUGUGGUCUGAACUCUAAAACAUUUCAAUCUAACACAAUUUAUACGAUAAAUGAAUGGGUGGGUAAUUUUGGAUA
Molecule: messenger RNA, 2324 nt
Organism: Momordica charantia (bitter melon)
Lineage: Eukaryota; Viridiplantae; Streptophyta; Magnoliopsida; Cucurbitales; Cucurbitaceae
Product: myb-like HTH transcriptional regulator family protein
Source: RefSeq, a predicted model, not a curated record